This is a messenger RNA of Dicentrarchus labrax (European seabass), 4482 nucleotides long. Its product is annotated as ral guanine nucleotide dissociation stimulator-like 1. The record is from RefSeq and is a predicted model, not a curated record. NCBI's taxonomy places the organism in Eukaryota, Metazoa, Chordata, Actinopteri, Moronidae. The coding region runs from base 347 to 2620 and encodes 757 amino acids. The transcript is spliced from 17 exons. Gene Ontology annotation, biological process: positive regulation of GTPase activity; Ras protein signal transduction. Gene Ontology annotation, molecular function: guanyl-nucleotide exchange factor activity. Gene Ontology annotation, cellular component: plasma membrane.
GAGUUUCAGCCGACGAGAGUUUCUGCGGGCUCCGGUGGAUUCAAGUGAUUUCUCUGCACAGACAGAAAACAAGUCGGAACAGUUUAGAUCUGUUUCCGUCACAUGGGAACAACCCUACAUAUUUGUAUGCAGGCAUAAAAUGUAGCGAAUACUCUGCAGUGAAAGUCGUCUUUGUAAUUGUAAUACAGGCGCGUUAAUGUAGUCCCAAACAAGAUCAUUUAAAACCACUUUUCUUUAGUUAAAUCAAGAUGCAGCCCUAAACUUACUGUCUCGCAAGGUGGAAGUUGAUUUUCAGUUCCAAAUAUUCCUGUUAAGAUGGAAAGCACUCCUUAGUCGACCGGACGAGAUGGGAAAAUGGGAGUUAACAAUGAACCCAGUGCAGGAAUGGGGUGAGGAGACUGAGGACGGUGCAGUUUAUGGGGUCACUCUGCGCCGGGAGCCCGUCCCCUCCUCCAACCCCAGUGAGACGAGUCCAUGCUGUGCAUUUGUCCAGUACCGAACCUGCAAGGUGCGGCGUCUGAAGGCUGCUACCCUGGACCUGCUUAUGAGUCACCUCCUCGACCCCGACUGCCAGGAGCAGGACUACGGCAGGAUCUUCCUCUCCACGUACAGAACCUUCACCGGUACCUCAGAGCUCAUAGAGCUGCUCUUCCAGAGAGACAAUGCUGCCUCAGACCUGGACAACUGCGAAAGCUACAGCAGCCCUCUGUUGGCCUUUGUCCAGACAUGGUUGGAUGAAUACAGUGAAGACUUCAGGGAUCCUCCUCUGCACUCGGCACUCCGGCUGUUGUUGGAUCACCUAAGAAUCAGCUCUGCAGUUCACAACAACAUGCGCACCCAGCCGAACUUCUGCUCGCUGGCUGCACAAGCUGAGACGCUGCUCAAGAGCUUACAGAAAGAAGAAGCUGAGACAAUUGUCAGUCCAGCCCAGGCAGACCUGGAGCAAGAUGAGGAGAGUUCUGGUGAUGAGGAUUCACAGUGUGAAAACCCGCUCGAUCAAGGCGGCAUCAUGGAUUUCUCCGCUACAGCCAUUGCCGAACAGCUCACCCGAAUGGACUCUGCUCUGUUUGUCAAAGUGGUGCCGUACCAGUGUCUGGGCUGUGUGUGGUCGCAGAGAGACAAGAAGGAAAACAUGUCUCCAACCAUCCGAGCCACCAUUGCACAGUUCAACGCCAUUACCAACCAGGUCAUCAUGUCGCUGCUCUGCCAGCCGACAGACGCCACCUCAAGUCCCACUUCCUCCCGCCAGCCUCCUACUACACCUGUUCAAAGGGCCCGCAUCAUAGAGAAGUGGAUCAGAGUAGCACAGGAUUGUCGUCAGUUGAAGAACUUCUCCUCUCUCAGGGCGAUCCUGUCGGCCCUUCAGUCUAAUGCAGUUUACAGGCUGAGAAAGACCUGGGCUGCUGUUAGCAGGGAUAGCAUGGCCAUGUUUGAUAACCUCUGGGAAACAUUCCCUGAUGAGAACUGUGUUCUGACCAACAGAGAGCUCCUGGUGGAGGACGGCCAAGUGACUGUGGAUAACAUUUCUCCAAAGGUAUCCAAGCGGUGUCCGAUCUCCAGACAGAUGAGUACCUCCAGUGGAGUGGUUCCUUACCUUGGCACCUAUCUGACCGUCCUCACCAUGCUGGACACUGCUUUGCCGGACACUGUGGAGGGUGGGCUCAUAAACUUCGAGAAGAGGAGGAGGGAGUUUGAGGUUCUGUCACAGAUCCGUGUGCUGCAGGCUUCUUGUUCUCAGUACAACCUGCCCUAUCACCCCAGGAUCGCUGCCUGGCUGCAGGGUCACAAGCUCCUCACGGACCAGGAGAGUUAUGAACUGUCGAGGCAGCUGGAGCCUCCGGUGGACUUGUGUUCGCCAACUCCGUGGAGCCACCGCACACUCACAAAGAAACUCUCCUCCCUCCUGACAGUGAGUGAUGGAUCUAAAAAAGUCCCUGCUGACCAGAUCAGUGUUACAUCUUCUGGAUCCAGUGGAUCUGAGAUGGAGGACCUCUCCUCACCAAACUCAGCCUGUUCCAUCAGACUGCAGUCCUUUCACAGCUCUUGCAGCAACGUGUCCGAGGCCUUCUCUUCCUCAUCAUCCUCCUCUUCCUCGUCCUCCCCUUGCUCCUCCGCGGCUUCCUCUCCAGACUCCCCCAAUCCUAUCAGCUCCUCAUCCUCCCCCUCCGACUGCCAGACGGAUCUCUGCCCUCCGACCACGUCAUGUGCCGGCGCUCGGCCAAAGCCUGCUCUGGCCUCCCACCACAAGCGCUCCGUGUCCAUGACCUCCCUGCCUGUGUAUAACCGCCAAGUGGCCGACUCGUGUAUAGUGAGGUUGAGCGUGGACCUCGGCCACAACAACGGCAACAUGUACAAAAGCAUCAUGUUGACCAGUCAGGACAAGACUCCACAGGUGAUUCAAAGGGCAUUGGAGAAGCAUCACCUUGAGCACAUGAACUGGCGGGACUUCACCCUGACCCAGGUCAUCUCCCAAGACAGAGAGUUGCUCAUACCAGACAAAGCAAACGUCUUCUAUGCCAUGUCCACAACGGCAAACUUUGACUUCGUAUUACGCCAAUUCUCCAAAGGCCAGAAGAAACCACUGAGAGCCACGUCUAGUCUUGGACGGUAUACAAAGUAGCACCUCUGAUCUACAAGUUCUGCACCUGGAGGAUGAUCUCAGCUCAAGGGACACUCUUUGGAAAUCGCCUCUAUUCUUAAAAAAAAAGAAAAAAAAGAAAGAAUGUUUUAUAAGAAAAGUGUGUUCGCCAAGAUGGUUCAUCCUUUUUUUGGAUACCAAAGAGGUAAAGAUGUUUUCAAGAUGAUGCAAAAGCACUUUAUGAAGUAGAACACUCGCUCUACAGAAACCUAUGGACUGAUGAAGAAAACCUUUGGAUCAGACAAGCUUUUAUUUCCUGUUGGAAUAAACUUUGUAUGAAUCCGUAAAAAAAACAAACAGAAGAAUUAACCCAUUCCUUGACCUUUUUGUUGGCAAUGCUCACAUUGUUUUUAGUGCAUGGAUGCAUGUGCAAAUACGGACUGAUUGUAGUUCCUGGACUGCUGCUAUGCCACUACCAGUAACUGUAUGGGCAUGAAGAUACACACACACACACACACACACACACACACACACACACACACACACACACACACACACAGAGAGAGCAACACGUGCCAACAUCAGUCACCUAUUCAUAUGUGAACAUUGAGAAAUGACUGCCCAUCUCCCAAUGCAGCUGGGUGCUAUUAUUAAUCUGUGUGUUAAAAAGGGAAUCGAGGGGCGGAAGGCCGCACAGUCGGUAAUGAACUCCUGGGGCCCCUUGGCAGGUUGUUGGCCACUCGAGAUGAGCUCGCCCGGUGUACUCAUGUAUUGCUGUGCCAGUGACCAUCUGGGGGAGUGGGUGGUGACGUUCUCACCAGGGAUCACCGUGUUCUCCGGCGUUGCUGAGAUACUCAUCGUGUUCGACUGGCUGGCUGCCCCAACUGGAAGGAUGGCAUUCCUGAGCCUUGGUAACCACGGCAGCAGUGUGAUGAACGGUUAAGGGAUGUUAAUGUGCAAAUGGCUACUGUAUCUUGAUGAGACGACAAUAAGGGUGAACUGUUGUCUGUGUGCGCUUUCAGUGUUCGUGCGAGUAAGUAAGUUUGACUUUUAGAGUUCAGGUUCAUGUUUUGUAUUUAUUUUCACUACUGUGGUUCACAUUGAUCCCACUUCCUUUUAUUUGAUUGACACAUUGUGGUGACUCACUUGGUGGCUUCAGCAUGUUUUUCAAAAAUCUAAAGUUUAUCUUCAAACUGCUUUGAUUAAUGAGGUAAUUUUACAGAUGUCUUAUUUUCUGAUGAAUAUUGAGAAUAUUUAAAAUGUUAAUUUUUUUUUAAACUUAAAUUGUAUUUUACUAAUUAGGUUCAGACUUGUGAAGCCUGGAUGUAACUGGUGCUAAAAUGGCUUGAUGUAAAGCCUAUUGAGGAGUUCAGAUGUAAUCAUUUCAAUGACGUCAAUUGACGCCAAGACUCUAGUGACACGGCUGAUAAUGAUCGAAUGUUCUUACAGUUAAAGCUGCCGGGAGUGUUUGCAGAGAGGAAGAGUUACACAAUGAACAGACACACUUAGUCAAAUCACAAGUUUUAUCACUUGAAGUUCUUCUGCCGUGUCUGGGAAGCAAAAAUGGCUGUCAAGGAAAGGAACAGAUGUCUCGUUGACCUCCUUUACCCACACUGUCCCUACACACACACACACACACACACACACGGCUUUGAAACAUACAACACUUUCUCAAAAGCUUACUUCUUCUCUGCAGCGUCCUCUCUCUCUUGUGGCCGUUGUGACAUGAAUGGACGGUAUUUCUCGACUUAUAAAAAAACUGCUUUCUGUUCACUGUUGUGAUUAAUGAAGAGAAUGUCACAAUUGUAAAACAAAGAAAUAAACAGUUUUAAAAUGAAGAGGAUUUGAUCUGCAUUUAUACACUGUAUUGAUUGACAACAUCGUAAUAAAUAACUUCAGUCCUA